This is a messenger RNA of Procambarus clarkii (red swamp crayfish), 903 nucleotides long. Its product is annotated as S-antigen protein-like. The record is from RefSeq and is a predicted model, not a curated record. NCBI's taxonomy places the organism in Eukaryota, Metazoa, Arthropoda, Malacostraca, Decapoda, Cambaridae.
AUGCCCAUAACUAUUGGGUCUCAGGGCUCAGACAUGCCCAUAACUAUUGGGUCUCAGGGCUCAGACAUACCCAUAACUAUUGGGUCUAAGGGCUCAGACAUGCCCAAAACUAUUGGGUCUCAGGGCUCAGAUAUACUCAUAACUAUUGGGUUUCAGGGCUCAGAUAUACCCAUAACUAUUGGGUCUCAGGGCUCAGACAUACCCAUAUUGGGUCUCAGGGCUCAGACAUACCCAUGUUGGGUCUCAGGGCUCAGACAUACCCAUAUUGGGUCUCAGGGCUCAGACAGACCCAUGUCUAUUGGGUCACAGGGCUCAGACAUACCCAUGUCUAUUGGGUCUCAGGGCUCAGACAUAUCCAUGUCUAUUGGGUCUCAGGGCUCAGACAUACCCAUGUCUAUUGGGUCUCAGGGCUCAGACAUACCCAAGUCUAUUGGGUCUCAGGGCUCAGACAUACCCAUAACUAUUGGGUCUCAGGGCUCAGACAUCCCCAUAACUAUUGGGUCUCAGGGCUCAGACAUACCCAUAACUAUUGGGUCUCAGGGCUCAGACAUGCCCAUAACUAUUGGGUCUCAGGGCUCAGACAUACACAUAACUAUUGGGUCUCAGGGCUCAGACAUACCCAUAUUGGGUCUCAGGGCUCAGACAUACCCAUAUUGGGUCUCAGGGCUCAGACAUACCCAUAUUGGGUCUCAAGGCUCAGACAUGCCCAUAACUAUUAGGUCUCAGGGCUCAGACAUGCCCAUAACUAUUGGGUCUCAGGGCUCAGACAUGCCCAUAACUAUUGGGUCUCAGGGCUCAGACAUACCCAUAACUAUUGGGUCUCAGGGCUCAGACAUGCCCAAAACUAUUGGGUCUCAGGGCUCAGAUAUACUCAUAAACUAUAGGGCUCAGAUAUACCCAUAA